AUGACCACCGCCAUCCUGGAGCGUCUGAGCACCCUGUCCGUGAGCGGGCAGCAUCUGCGACGCCUGCCCAAGAUCCUGGAGGAUGGGCUGCCCAAGAUGCCCGGCACCGUGCCCGAGACCGACGUGCCCCAGCUCUUCCGGGAGCCUUACAUCCGCGCCGGGUACCGCCCCACCGGCCACGAGUGGCGCUACUACUUCUUCAGCCUCUUUCAGAAACACAACGAGGUGGUCAACGUCUGGACCCACCUGCUGGCGGCGCUGGCCGUCCUCCUGCGGUUCUGGGCCUUCGUGGAGGCCGAGGGCCUGCCGUGGACCUCUGCCUACGCGCUGCCCCUGCUCGUCUACGUCCUGUCCUCCAUCACAUACCUCACCUUCAGCCUCCUGGCCCACCUGCUGCAGUCCAAGUCGGAGCUCUCUCACUACACCUUCUACUUCGUGGACUACGUGGGCGUGAGCGUUUAUCAGUACGGCAGCGCCCUGGUCCACUUCUUCUACACCUCCGACCAGGCCUGGUACGAGCACUUCUGGCUCCUCUUCCUGCCGGCCGCCGCCUUCUGUGGCUGGCUAUCGUGCGCCGGCUGCUGCUACGCUAAGUACCGGUACCGCAGGCCCUACCCGGUCAUGAGGAAGAUCUGCCAGGUGGUGCCCUCCGGGCUGGCCUACAUCCUGGACAUCAGCCCCGUGGUCCACCGCGUGGUUCUCUGCCACCUGUCUGGCUGCCAGGACCCAGCGGCCUGGUACCAUACCCUCCAGAUCAUCUUUUUCCUGGUCAGUGCCUACUUCUUCUCCUGCCCGGUCCCAGAGAAGUACUUCCCUGGUUCCUGUGACAUCGUGGGCCACGGGCACCAGAUCUUCCACACCUUUCUGUCUGUCUGCACGCUCUCCCAGCUGGAGGCCAUCCUCCUGGACUAUAAGGGGCGACAGGACAUCUACCUGCCACGCCACAGCCCCCUGUCCAUCUACCUGGCCUGCCUCUCCUUCUUCUUCGUGGUGGCCUGCAGUGCGGGCACUGCAGCCUUCUUGAGACAAAAAAUCAAGGCCAGACUGACCAAGAAAGAUUCCUGA
Molecule: messenger RNA, 1065 nt
Organism: Rangifer tarandus platyrhynchus (Svalbard reindeer)
Lineage: Eukaryota; Metazoa; Chordata; Mammalia; Artiodactyla; Cervidae
Source: the annotation of a GenBank genome assembly